This is a messenger RNA of Siniperca chuatsi (mandarin fish), 2742 nucleotides long. RefSeq names its product nuclear speckle splicing regulatory protein 1 (gene nsrp1). The record is from RefSeq and is a predicted model, not a curated record. Gene Ontology annotation, biological process: regulation of alternative mRNA splicing, via spliceosome. The transcript has 7 exons. Lineage: Eukaryota; Metazoa; Chordata; Actinopteri; Centrarchiformes; Sinipercidae. The coding region runs from base 489 to 1751 and encodes 420 amino acids.
AACUGUUUCACUUGGUUGUGGUUGUAGUUACAGGCAACUUAAUUUACUUUAGCAGCUGUGGUGUUACAGCUCAGGGUUAUUUGUAAAAAACGGUGGCUCGUCCAUUGCAGCUCCUGCUGCUAAUUAACGAAAUGCUAACGUUACGCUAACCUCGCUUAUAUAUCAGCUAAGUUAGUUAACGUUUACAAAACUGGAGUCCGUUUUGUUUAUGCAGUGCUUCAAAACUUCACCUUUUCAUACUUGCCAUAUAUCUAACAACUACUUAAUUUUACCAGAAACACCCCAGUUUUUUCUUUCGAUUUUUGCCUAAUCAAUGACACACUGUCAAGGGAGAGUUAAUACAACUUUAAUAAUACGGGCUGAUCUUGUCACAGAAGAAAGGAGCGUCAAAGACAGCACUCCUGCAGAAACCCUCAGUAUUUGGGAAUGACUCAGAUGAUGAGACCUCAGUUGGGGAGAGUCUGCAGAGAGAAGCUGUCAAAAAGAAGAUGAUGAAACAGACACGUUUGGAGAUGCAGAAGGCCCUGGAAGAGGACAGUACUGUAUAUGAUUACGAUGCUGUGUACGAUGACAUUCAAAACCAGAGACUCGAGAGCAACAAAAAAAUUCUGCGAGGCGCUGACAAAAGGCCAAAGUAUAUCCACCAGUUAAUGAGAGCAGUGGAGGACAGAAAGAAAGAACAGGAAAGAAGGGAAGAGAGGAAGAUCCAGAAGGAAAGAGAGGCAGAGGGAGAGCAGUUUGCAGAUAAAGACGCGUACGUCACCUCUGCCUACAAGCAAAAACUGCAGGAGCAGAAGGAGGAGCUGGAGAGAGAGAAGAGAGAGGCAGUGAUGGAAGCUGCUUUGGAUGUGAAGAAACAAAAAGACCUGAGCGGCUUCUACCGGCACCUGCUGAAUCAGACUGUAGGAGAGGAGGCGAUACCAGAUCGCUCAGCAAACAAAACUCAAACCUCAAAGGUUUCAAAAGACACAGAGAGGACUUCACCUGUUCCCUCAUCUACAUCCCAUGAUAAUAUCCCAAGUUCAUGCAGCGACAGUGAGGAGGGGCAUGAGCAGAAGUCUGGGUUUAGCAAGCCUGCGGCAGGCUCUGCCCACUCGAAGCGCCAAUACAGACAGAGGUCGCCUUCAUCAGGGAGCGGAGAGGAGAAGGAGAGAGAGAGGGAGAGAGACAGACAUAAGAAGAGCCACAGAGAUCAAGACAGAGACAGAGGGACAGAGACAGACCGAAACAGGGGAAGGGAAAGGGAUGACAGACAUGGAGGAAGAAGGGAUGACAGGGAUAGAAGGAAAGACAGGGACAGGGACAGAGGCCGAGGCAGAGAAGAUGACAGAAGCAGAGGCAAGGGGGAUACAGAGAGGGAAGACAGGCACGGGAAGAGGGAGAGGAGCCCAAAAGAAAGAGAGAGGGAUAAGAAUGGGGAAAGAGAGAAGAGGAGGAACCCAGAUGAAGACAAGCGGAAGGACAAAGAUCUGGAAGAAGAGAAGGAGAGGAGGAAGGAACCAGAGAAGGAGAAGGCAGUGAAGAGGGAAGAGAAAGAUCCAGAAAAGAAGGAAGCAGUCGGAGAACACAGAAAGGAAAAAGAAGAUGAACAGAGACAGGAAGGCGAGGAGAAAGAGGAAAUGGAGGAAAAGGCAAACAAGUUUGCAAAACGCAGCACAGAUCAGACUGUGAGUUCGGCAAGAGAUAGGUACAUGGCCAGACAGAUGGCACGCUCGGCCUGUAAGACCUAUAUAGAGAAGGAGGAGGACUGAGAGCUGUCCAGCACACGACACAAACAUCCCUAAAUUGCACACAACCUUUAUCUUAAUUUUGAGGACAUGGCUAAUGUUUUUCUUUUUUGUCAACAAAUCCCAUGAAAAUACUAAAACCAAUAAUGAGUCUUCUGUCAAUACUUUCUGACCUCCUACCCUGUUACCCAAGCCCAUUGGGCUAAAUCUUUAAAAACUGGUCACAAAUACAAAGUUUCAUUUGAUUUUCUUUGUCAUUUCCUUAAACAGCUGCGCACUGUAGUUUUUAGCAAAUGUUCUUCAAACAGGAAUAAAUAGUACAUUUGUUGGGGCCAAUUUUCAGCCGCGGAUUAAUAUACAUUUGGUACACUAGUGAGUAUUUACUGCACUAGAACCGUGUAUUUGGAAUUGACUCAGAAUAAACUACAGUGCCCAUGUUCAUUCUAAUGAACGAACAUGUCACCCAGUGCAGUUGUGAGGCUCGGUGAUGUUUUUUUUAUAGUUUUUGGACAAUAGAGGUCUGUGGAACAGAAAAAUAAGCUACAUCAGGCUGUGGCUACACAGACAAUACUUGAUAAUCGGAUCAAUUCAUUGUUUUAGUAUUUUCAUGGGAUUUGUUGACAAGAAAAAUAUUGAAUAUUGCCUGCCAUAUCCUGUAACUGCAAACUCCACCACACACUGCAGUGGACAGACUUGAACAGCAGAGCGUGCUCAUGGUCUUUAGUGACAUAAGAGAAAGACCUGGACAAUACAUUCAUUUUUUUGUUUUUAUUUGAAUAGGUGGAUUUUUGAUUUAUUAUUGUGAAAGAAGAAUGCUGACUUGUAAAUAUGAGUUUUGACAGAGAGCUUCUUGUAACACCACAUACAGGAAUGAGUGUAAUAUAGGAAAUUUUAUCUUAUUGCUUAAUUUGGAAUAUGAAUGAGCCAGUGAUGUUGUGUUUGAUCAAUUUUGUUGAGGUUUUGUAUCUUUCUGGUGUAGUCAGUGAUGAGUUAAUAAAAUCAUUUCUGGUCCACA